AUGCCUUUAUCGUGUCGCAACUGCUUUUCGUUGAUAUACUUAAUACUUCUGAUACUGGAUUAUUGUUGUAAUGAAGCGUCUGGGCAGCUCUCUUACUCAGUCUCAGAGGAGGUAAACUCGGGAACAGUUGUUGGAAAUAUCGCCAAGGAUUUACAUUUAAACAUACCAGAUUUGGAGACCCGUAUGUUCAGGAUUGUUGGAGGAUCUAAAAGAAAAUAUUUCGAGGUAAAUACGAAGACUGGAGUCCUCUACGUGAAUGAGAGAAUAGACAGAGAGAAGCUCUGCGGGAAAGCUGUGAGAUGUGCCGUAACUGUCGAGGCUGUGAUAAACGAACCUUUAAUGCUGUACCGUAUAGAGAUUAAUAUUCUUGAUGUCAAUGACAAUUUUCCGCAUUUCAUUACAAAAUCACAGAAUAUAGACAUUCCCGAAAGCACAUUACCCGGGAUAAAAUUCCCCCUACUGCAGGCCUACGAUGCAGAUGUUGGAAAGAACGGCAUCAACACAUACAGGCUGAGCUCGAAUGAACAUUUUUCAUUAGCAAUAAGCAAAUCAGGAGAGAGUAUUUCGACUGAGUUAAUGUUACAGAAAGUCUUAGACAGAGAAAAGGAACCUCUGAUUAAGCUCACGUUAACAGCCUUAGAUGAUGGAAGUCCACCGAAGUCUGGAACAUCAGAUAUUAUGAUUAAUGUUUUAGACAUUAAUGAUAACACACCAGUGUUUGCAAAGUCGCUGUAUAAAGUGCGUGUGUUUGAAAACGUACCGAUAGGCACUACAGUCCUGACUUUAAAUGCUACAGAUGCAGAUGAAGGAACAAAUAAAGAAAUCAUAUAUACACUUAGCACAAAGGAGCAGGACCACGUGCUGCAGAUUUUUAAAAUCGAUCCGAACACAGGCACGCUGACGGUGGAAGGAAAUGUGGAUUUUGAAGAACACCCCGUGUUUGAGAUUCGUGCACAGGCCAGUGAUAAAGGCCAACCUCCGAUGUCCGCUCAUUGUAAGGUGCUGGUUGAAGUGUUGGACCUAAACGACAAUGCGCCUGAGAUUUUUGUGACGUCAUUACUGAAUACUGUGAAGGAGGAUGCCAAAGCAGGCACCGCUGUUGCACUUGUUUCGGUGAUAGACAAAGAUGGCGGUAAGAACGGCGAAGUGCAUUGUACGGUAGAUGAAGAUGCUCCCUUUAAAUUGGAAACAAACUAUAAAAAUUAUUACUCAUUGAUAGUGAUUGCCCCCCUAGACCGAGAGACGAUCUCUGGCUACGACGUCACCAUAAUAGCAAGCGAUGGCGGUAGUCCCCCGCUCUCUAGCACCAGUAUUAUCCCUAUUCAAGUUUCUGAUGUUAAUGAUAACGCGCCUCAGUUCUCAUCAUCGAUACUUAACAUUUAUGUUAAAGAAAACAGCCAGGUGGGGACAAUUCUAAAAACAGUAACCGCCUUUGAUGCAGAUAUGAACAAAAAUGGUGAAGUGACUUACAGUUUUUUGCAAAGCAAAAUUAAUUCUGUCGCACUGUCUACAUUAUUAAACAUCAACUCAGAGACUGGAGAUAUAAUCAGCCUGCAGUCUUUUAACUAUGAGGAGUUAAAAACGUUCCAGUUUAAAGUUCAGGCCACAGACUCUGGUGUUCCUCCACUCAGCAGCAACGUGACUGUCAACGUUUUAAUCCUGGAUGAAAAUGACAACAGUCCCACGAUUCUCGCGCCAUAUUCUGAGCACGGCUCCGUUAACAGUGAGAGCAUCCCCUAUUCUGCUGAAGCGGGAUACUUUGUGGCAAAGAUCAGGGCUGUAGACGCAGACUCUGGAUACAAUGCGCUGCUUUCUUAUCACCUGUCUGAGCCCAAAGGAAACAACUUGUUCAGGAUCGGAACCAGCACCGGGGAGAUCAGGACUAAGAGGAGAAUGAGUGACAAUGACCUCAAAACUCACCCCUUGGUGGUCUUGGUCUCUGAUAACGGAGAACCCUCCCUGUCAGCUACUGUGUCUAUUGAUGUGGUGGUGGUUGAAAGCACGGCUGAAAUCCAGACUCAGUACAGACAUGUGCCUGUAAAGGAGGACAGCUUCUCGGAUUUGAACCUGUAUCUGCUGAUUGCCAUUGUGUCGGUGUCCGUCAUCUUUCUGCUCAGCCUCAUCACUUUAAUAGCAGUCAAAUGCCAUAGGACAGACGGUACUUUCAGCAGGUACAGCGCCCCCAUGAUCACCACCCACCCUGACGGGAGCUGGUCUUACUCUAAAGCUACUCAGCAGUAUGACGUGUGUUUCAGCUCAGACACGCUCAAGAGUGACGUAGUGGUUUUCCCCGCCCCAUUUCCACCUGUAGAUGCAGAACUGAUCAGUAUUAACGGAGAAGACACUUUUACCAGGACUCAGACUUUGCCUAACAAAGAAAAGGUAAGAAUAUGGAUGAAUUAAGUAUUUCUAAUU
Oreochromis aureus is the source of this 2415-nucleotide messenger RNA. Its product is annotated as protocadherin alpha-3-like. Gene Ontology annotation, molecular function: calcium ion binding. The record is from RefSeq and is a predicted model, not a curated record. Gene Ontology annotation, cellular component: plasma membrane. The transcript has a single exon. Gene Ontology annotation, biological process: homophilic cell-cell adhesion. Lineage: Eukaryota; Metazoa; Chordata; Actinopteri; Cichliformes; Cichlidae. Bases 1 to 2403 code for a protein of 800 amino acids.